AUAGGAUCGUGUCAGAAAGGAGGUGGAUACUGUUAUGCAAGACAAUCAAGGAAAGCUCACCAUGAAAUCGUUGCAAAAUUUAUCAUAUUUAGAGAGAUGUAUAAAAGAGGCAUUACGUUUGUAUCCCAGCGUUUAUUUUAUAACACGAUCUAUUUCGGAAGAUGUAAAAUUAAAGUCAUAUUUACUACCUGCUGGGACAAGUAUAAUUCUUUAUAUCUAUGGAGUUCAUAGAGAUCCCAAUUUUUGGCCAAAUCCAGAAGUAUUUGAUCCAGAUCGAUUUUUGCCUGAGAAGAUCCAAAAUCGUCAUCCUUACUCGUAUUUACCAUUUAGCGCUGGGCCACGUAAUUGCAUCGGCCAACGAUUCGCUCUGCUGGAAAUGAAAGCGAUGGUAGCCCCUCUGAUACACAAUUUCUAUUUGGAACCUGUUGAUUAUUUGAAGAAUCUUCGGCUGCAUGUUGAUAUAGUACUUCGACCUGCUCAUCCUGUUCGUAUAAAAUUUGUUCCUAUAUCUGCAAAAUGAAUGCAAGUCCAAUAAAUUCAAAUUCAACGAACGUUGGCAAACGUCACGAAAA
Molecule: messenger RNA, 572 nt
Organism: Wasmannia auropunctata (little fire ant)
Lineage: Eukaryota; Metazoa; Arthropoda; Insecta; Hymenoptera; Formicidae
Product: cytochrome P450 4C1-like
Exons: 3
Coding region: 35-520 (161 amino acids)
Molecular function (GO): heme binding; oxidoreductase activity, acting on paired donors, with incorporation or reduction of molecular oxygen; monooxygenase activity
Source: RefSeq, a predicted model, not a curated record